GGAUCAUUUUCUCCUUGGAAUAGAAGAAUCUCAUCAAACAGCAGCCAGGCUCAGAUUUGCAACCUUCACAGAAGAGGCCAUUCAUAAGCUGAGGAGAAAGAAAUGAACUACUCCUCAGGUUGCCAAACCAAAUUUACAGUUCCUACUGCCCAGACUCCAGCUUCUGUCUUUACUCCCUUGCAGAGCCAGGCAGGGGACUGGAGAGCAAAAGCCUAAAAACCAGCAACCUCUCAAGCUCUGCCCCACUGGCCUACCCACUUGAUGACCACUGGGAAGUGUUCGAGCUGGGGCUCUUACACAGGUGUUGGGAGAGGAUUUGGGACUUUCCCAGCAAUGCUGUGCAAGGCAGAGCACAGAAGGAACUUACACUCUCGAGGAGUUAGAGAAGGGGGGACCAAGCAGCAAAGGAUCUUAAAGGUUCAGGGAACGUCUGCCAGUCCCUCUUACACCAUUACGCGAGUCGUCUUCCCCAUACAACCAGCAGGUAUGUGGCAGCGGCGUGCCGCUGCUCCAGGCUAUUAGCUAACCCAGAGCGCUCAACCCUCUUGGGGGUUUACUGGGUGGAGACUGCACAUCUCUGGAAAAACACAGCUCUUCUUGGGCAAGAGUGACUGAAAUCCACCAUUAUCUACCCAACAGCAGAGACUUCCCGUACACCCUUGUCAGGCCCCUUUCCUGCUGGAUGGAGCUGCUCUCCCUGUUCCUGGUAGUUUAUCAGCGGAAGCACAGUGUCUCCCUAAAGCCGUGAGACCCUGCCACUUAUCGUUUGUAUGUUAUGGCAUCCCAAGGCUGGUGCUAGUGCUGAUUCUUUCAAAAGCAAAUAGCUCCGACCCACAGGACUUUUGAUCAACCUCUGCAGUGAGAUCAAGAAAGAAGGUGCAGGAGCUUUGUCCCCUCUUUAGCCAGGUAGCAGGAGCAGAAAUUAAAAAUACAGGAGAACUCUGAAAGGCCCAGCCUGAUCUGGGGGCUGCAGGGCAGACACUAAAAACCUUGAAUUGCCACAACAUGAGGCUGCAAGAGCCCUGUGUAAUCCCUGGGAGCUGGGGAGGUUUGUCUGGAUCUGCAGCUCUCCUGCACUUCAUUUGUUUCUGUGAGGGGAUGAUAUCUUCGCAAUUUGCACUACCAGAAAGCAUCUUGAACAGGGUGUGGGGAAAGACCUUGAAUCUCACACAGAGCCACUUGGGUCUCUCUUGGGUGGAAGGAUGUUUGAUGUAGGAGGUCAGAAGUUCAGUUUACACUCUAAACCAAGUUCAGACUGCAUCAAAUCUGACCACAUCUGUUAUUUCCAGGAAUAUUCUGGAGCAGGAAGGAGGUCCAAAUGAGUCACUUGAGCCAUCGUCUAGCUCUGACAAUUAAGUACGGCCCCAAUAUACUGUAGAUCUGGACACGUAUGCUCCUCCCAGUCCUGCGUCCGAUACCGGUGCUAAGUCUCUGCUUGGGCAACACACACUUGUGCAUGUCGUGACAGCCCCUCAUACGCUUCAUCCUUUAUGGGAAAAGCCUGGUGCUUCCGUGAGUUAAGGACUAACAGAAGGAAAUGCGUAAGCAGGGUCACUAGUACUGCCUUUCCUACACAGCUCUGAGCACAGUAGUGCACUAUUGGAUCCUGCACCAGAAUGGAGACCCUCAGGAGUGGACGGCUGUCACACGGGCUUAUGCUGUGCUGUGCCUUUUGGGGACUCUGCCUGGCCUCUCCUGACUAUGAUGAUUACUCUCAGAACAGCACCAACGAGCAGGCAACGACACCAGAGAUCACACCGUGUCCCCGAGCCAUCCCUGGGGAAAAGGCAAUCAUAAACAACAUCACGUACCUGUUGAUACAUGAGGCCACACGCUCUCAGCUGGGCAGCGUGGUCACAGUGCGGCUCAUCCCCUGCCUCUACACCCUCAUCUUCCUGGUGGGGCUGCCUUCCAACGGGUUGGCCCUAUGGGUCUUGGCCACCAGGACUGAGAAGUUGACCUCCACUGUCUUUCUGAUGAACUUGGCUGCAGCAGACCUGCUGCUCAUAUUGGUGCUGCCCUUCAAGAUUUUCUACUAUUUCCUGGGCAAUAACUGGCCCUUUGGGGAAGGCCUAUGCCGGCUCACCACAGCUUUCUUCUAUGGGAACAUGUACUGCUCAGUACUGCUGCUCACAUGCAUCAGUGUUGACCGGUACCUGGCUGUGGUGCAUCCUUUCUUUUCGCGUUCUUUCCGCACUCCUGCCUUUGCUGCCUGCACCUGCACUGCCAUCUGGCUCUGUGCUGCCGUCCUCAUCCUGCCCCUGACUCUGCAGCAGCAGUCAUAUCCCCUGUACGGAGUAAACGUCACUCUCUGCCACGAUGUUCUCCCCAGGCACGAGGAUGAUGGCUAUUACUUCUACUACUUCAUCUGCCUGAUCGCCUGUGCUUUCCUCGCUCCUCUCGUGGUGAUGUUGUUCAGCUACUGCUCAGUAUUGCGAGCCCUCCUGGACAGUGGGAAGCGGUACUCCUACUCUAUGAAGCUCACAGCUCUCGUGCUGUUCACACUUGUGGCCUUCUACACACCCAGCAACGUUCUGCUCCUUGUUCAUUACUCCAGCUAUAACUCCAAGCUGUAUGGCAACCUGUACAUCAGCUACAUGGUGAGCCUGGCCAUCAGCACUUUUAACAGCUGCGCCGAUCCCUUUGUCUACUACUACGUUUCUGAAGACUUCAGGGAUAAGGUGAGAAGAAGAUUCUUCAGUCACAGAAAACAAAACACCACAUCCCUAAAAACCUCCAAGGAAACACUCCCUCAAAAAAGUUCCAAAGAUUCACUGGUGUAAGCCUCCAUCCCAGCUUCGUGCUCCCAAGGCACUCACAACAUACAUUGGGGAUAAGAUGAAGACAACACUGGGAUCCUACAAGUUUCAUCCAGAGCAGUGAGCAGUAUUUACCAGGAGACAAGUCCUUCCUCCCAUCUGAGUAGCUAAAACUGAAUAAACCUGGGCCACAGGAUUCUGAGAGGUGUGGAGCCCAGACAAGAUGCGGAGUGCUGAACACGUAUAGAUCUGUUACUGGGACACUGCAUGCAGCUUCUCAUCUGGUCACAUAUUGCCAGGGAUGCUCUUGCUAAUAUACCUAGGUCUGGUUUUCCUAAUACAUCUUGCAAGCUGAUGAUAUCUGUGUUCUAUUUCUUUUUCUGCUACUGACUUGCUUGCUGUCCUUGAACGCAUACUCCCCUCACCUAAAACUGAAAAAGAACAGGCACUUGCAAAACCAAAUUUCUAAACAUUUAAGUACUAGGAAGUACCUAUGUGAAAGGUACUCUCCUGAACUAAAAUAUUCUGUCAAGAGAAUGUAGAGCACUUUUCUAGCAAAUACAUUCUUGGCUUGAUUAGUAAGCAACAUCAUAGUAAUGUCAGCCCAUUGUUGGUAACAAGUGUAAAAAUCCCAUUUACUAAUCCCUAUUUUUGCAAAUGACCCUUGGCAUCCCUAAUUUCUUUAGGGCAAAGAUUGUAUUAAUGGAUUUUUUUAAAAAUUAUGUCUCUUGAAGGGAAAUAUUAAAGAAGGAAUUGAGAAAACC
Molecule: messenger RNA, 3523 nt
Organism: Aquila chrysaetos chrysaetos
Lineage: Eukaryota; Metazoa; Chordata; Aves; Accipitriformes; Accipitridae
Gene: F2RL3
Product: F2R like thrombin or trypsin receptor 3
Exons: 2
Coding region: 1617-2783 (388 amino acids)
Biological process (GO): phospholipase C-activating G protein-coupled receptor signaling pathway; thrombin-activated receptor signaling pathway; blood coagulation
Cellular component (GO): membrane
Molecular function (GO): thrombin-activated receptor activity
Source: RefSeq, a predicted model, not a curated record